This is a messenger RNA of Lentinula edodes (shiitake mushroom), 888 nucleotides long. RefSeq lists its product as uncharacterized. Gene Ontology annotation, molecular function: cyclin-dependent protein serine/threonine kinase regulator activity; protein kinase binding. The coding region runs from base 1 to 888 and encodes 295 amino acids. The transcript has 3 exons. The record is from RefSeq and is a predicted model, not a curated record. NCBI's taxonomy places the organism in Eukaryota, Fungi, Basidiomycota, Agaricomycetes, Agaricales, Omphalotaceae. Gene Ontology annotation, biological process: regulation of cyclin-dependent protein serine/threonine kinase activity. Gene Ontology annotation, cellular component: cyclin-dependent protein kinase holoenzyme complex; nucleus.
AUGUUCUCCAGCGACAACUCCCCCAGCUCGUCUUCAUCUUCGUCGACCAGGUCUUCACCCAUUCAUCAUGCCAGCUUGGUAGAUGCUUCAACUCAUUCACCGGCUCUACUCCAGCUCGUUGACGUUAAGCUUUCAAGGCAAAUCUUAGAUUAUGUCGUCGAUUGCGUAGCAGAUACCGUCGAUUUUGCCAUGGGUCGGCCUCCUCUGCCACCUAACAAGAGGUUAUCUCGCCGCGCAGGACUCAGCUCAUUCACCACCUUUGUCACAAAUGUUUAUACUCGCGCUGAAGUGACAAUGCCUGUCAUCUUGUCAUCACUGGCUUACAUCGAUAGAGCCAAGCCUCAUUUGCACAUUGCCCUCGAAGAAUGGGCGCUCGAAAGAGUAUUUCUUGGCGCAUUAAUCCUUGCAUCCAAGUACUCCAACGAUUCCACACUGAAGAAUAUCCAUUGGGCACUUUGUACUGGAGUUUUUGGGAAACGAGAUGUUGGUCGAAUUGAGCGAGAGUUUCUUGACGUCUUGAAUUGGGAGCUGAGUGUCUCUGAGGAGAAUAUUCUCGCUCAUUACGACGGUAUCUUUGCCGCAAUCGCUCCUUCACCUUCACGUCGCCACACUCGUCAGCGCUCACCUUAUCCAAGAAUAUCUCGGCACCACGCCCGCAGUCAUCAUCGUAGUUCUUGUCCGGAACUCGAACCUUCUAGUCCCAUGUCAUCGGAAGGCACUUCAUCACCACAAACACCAUCUACAUUGAACAGUUCACCCGAAUUCUUUUCCCUCCCCAAAGCUGCUCCAAAACCGCAGCCUGAUGUGGUUGUCCGAGGCUGGAAGCAAUCGCUGCCCAUCUCAUCUCACUACACGCAGCAAUCAAUACCGAUCCCAAUACGAGUUUGA